AUGGAGAAAUGCCUCUUCUUCAGCCCUGGAGAAUAUCUACUGACCGACUCUGCGUAUCCUGCUGACUUUACAUACAACACAAUUGUACCAGCGUACAAAGUGAGUAGUCUUGGAAGCGAAAAAGAGAACUUCAACAAGUGGGUUGCUCAUGUUCGUGUGGUAAACGAACAGACGAUCGGCGUUUUGAAGGGACGAUGGUCUUCACUUCGAGAGCUGCGAGUGCAGAUACGGAAGAGCGAGGAUAUGAAUCGAGAACUACUGUGGCUUUCAGCCUGUGUAGUACUGCACAUCAUGGUACUGUUGUUUGGUGAUGACUGGCCUAACGAUGAUGAAAGUUCCGACAGUGAUUCAGAUGGUGAGGAAUCCGAUAGUGGUGAUGAAGACCCGUACACGUUUCGUCGGCGGAUUAAGGCUAAAGCAAUCGCUCGUGGACGUGCACCUGGUGGAAUACUGAGAAGUAGAAGCUAG
Messenger RNA from Phytophthora nicotianae INRA-310, 468 nucleotides. RefSeq lists its product as hypothetical. The transcript has a single exon. The record is from RefSeq and is a predicted model, not a curated record. Lineage: Eukaryota; Oomycota; Peronosporomycetes; Peronosporales; Peronosporaceae. The coding region runs from base 1 to 468 and encodes 155 amino acids.